CGGGCCAACCGCCAUUCUCCAAGUCCGUGCCAAAGCAGCACGUGUUCGCAGCCAUGGGGGGAAACCACAGCUCCGCUCCGGAAGAGCCUGCCUGCAUCAGUGGGCUGCCUGCCACCUUGCUGCCAUCGCGAUACAAGCAACGGGUGGCACAGCUGGUGGACGAGGUCCAAAAGUCGCCGAUGCCGGAGCCGCUGGAGCGCACGCUCCGCCGCUGCAUCGCCUUUUGCUACGACGUCACCGAGGCCAAUGAGCAUCAGCUCAAUGUUCCAGUCUACCAUGCCAUGCUAUGCUGCUUCGGCGAGCCGGGCUUCCAGCGUGAAAGGGUUUCUUGCAAAGCAGUGCCUGCGACAGAUGUCGAAGAUGGAUUUGUGAAGCCCAGCGUGUUUUGGACCCGACAGAUCUCCGGACAGCUGCACUUCCGUUCCCUGGCUCACGCCCUGCUGAAAUGGUUUGCGGAUUUGGCGAAGGAAGACCCGAGGAAGCAACUCUUAGUGAACAUCCUGCUGCAGCUGCAUGAAGCCUGCUACAACUGCGUGGGGCGUCACAAGGAAGUCUUUGAAUAUUGCAUUUACGAUUUGCUUGACGCAGAAGAUGGAGAGUGCGCAGAUAGUUCUAAGAGAGUUGUGUGUCGACACGCAGCAGCAUUUUUGGACAAUCACAAGCGCAAUGCAUUGCACGCAGCGUUCUUGUCACCAUUGAAGUAUGUCUUCCAGAAUGUCUAUGAAGUGUUCGAGAACUUGGACAGUCAUGGAGCUUCCUUUUGGGUGGCUGUGCUGCAUGUCUUUUUUCCUGAUCUGGACAUGCCAUUUGAAAACAUUGAAGCCCUGGACAUUGGUUGGGCGUGGGGAGCAGUGGAUUUUCUUCCGAUGAUGGAAGGCUCUGGCUCCGUGGCCUUGGCGCGCUUCUCGGAUCCCAAGCAUUUGGGCCAAGACUGGCGAACGUUGACCCGAGAUCUGCGGCCACCGCGAUGGGCAGGCGUGCCACGGUUCCGGGGCUUGCCAUUGAGACACGGGCCGGCUGGCUUCAAAGAUGCUUUGCGCCGUAUUCGCCAGCAGCCUGCCCUGCAGCGUGCUUUCGCAUGCUACAUUGACAGGUUUACCAGCUUCUUCACCCCUGCUGUGCUCCUGCAGCGCUGGGCCUACUACACCGUCACCUCCGAGCGUUGGGACAUGGAGCUGGGCCCAGCGCUGGUGGCGUUGCGGGGAGAGAGGAGCUGUGGCGUUGAAACGGGAGCAGAUCAGCUGCGAGAAGAGCUGUGCAGCACGGAGGGGCAGGUAAAUUUAAGUGUCGCCUCCGCUCUUUUGGAAGCAGCUGGAGUCUCCUGGGCCAAGUUGGUGUAGCGAGCUGCGAGAA
This is a messenger RNA of Durusdinium trenchii, 1353 nucleotides long. The record is from the annotation of a GenBank genome assembly. Lineage: Eukaryota; Dinophyceae; Suessiales; Symbiodiniaceae.